CGCUCCAGCCCUGAAGACGGAGAUCUCUCUGCUGGAGAGAAGGAGAAGGAGACAGAACAGACACAGCUCUAGGCUGCAGGCAGGGACAGCCUUAGUCUGGAGCCCAACAGGGACACCUCCAGGGGCUGCUGUUGGGCUCUAGACAGGGAAGACACAGCUCAGGAGGGGAAGGUAGAAAUUCCUGGCAAAGAGAGGUGCUCACACACAGUGGGCAGCACAGACUGAUGGAGAGCCCCUCAGAAGCUCCCCACAGUGGGGGCAGCUCCUGGAAGCAGCUCCUGAUCACAGCCUCCAUCCUCAGCUGCUGGAUCCAGCCAACAUCUCCUGUCACUAUUGUGCCAAACCCACCCCAUGGAACAGUGGGUGGCAAUGUCACCUUGACCAUCCAGGGGUUCUCAGAGCAGGCUCUCAGCUAUAAUUGGUACAGAAAGACAACACAAAACUCCAACAAUAUCGUUAGCUACAGUGUCUCUUCUGGAGUGCAGAGACCAGCAGAUAUCCGGGAGAAGGUGCUCCCCAAUGGCUUCCUGCUCAUCCCCAACCUCACCCUCAGUGAUAAUGAUGACUACAUUGUACAAAUUGUUGAUUCUAAUGGUGUGAUAGGUGCAAUAGCAAAAGGACAAUUAGAGGUGCAUGAGAAACUGGCCAAACCUAAUAUCUCUGUCAACAGCACCAAUAUCAGAGAGAAUGACUCUGUGGUCUUGACAUGUAGCACAGAAAAUAAUAGGGUUGACAUUCAGUGGUUCUACAAUGACCAGCCCCUGUCACUAGAUGAGAGGAUGGACACAUUCAAGAAUAAGAAGACCAUCACCAUUAAGAAUGUGAAGAGGGGGAACAUGGGGUCCUAUCAAUGUAAAGUCUUGAAUCCAAUCAGUAGCAAUACAAGUGAUCCUCUCAACUUGAUUGUGAACUAUGGACCAGAACACAUAAAGAUUCUUCCAAGCCCUGAAAGUGAGGAGAUUAAAGUCCAGUUCAAGGACUCACUGAUCUUAGAGUGUCAGACUCAGUCUUACCCAUCUGCUCAUUAUCAAUGGCAUUUCAAUGACUCUUUUCAUCCUGUACACUCAGGAAAUACCUACACCAUCACCUAUGCAUCUUGGAACCAUUCAGGAAAGUACACAUGCUGGGCAAAGAACAAUGUGACCAACUUAUCCAUCUUUAAGAACAUCACAAUCAAGGUGGUUGGAGCUAGCACCAUAUCCCUGCUGGUGUCCAAGCCCUGUAAGCCAGGAGGCAUGAGUACAAGACUUGGCACCAGAAUCUUGGGAGGAGGGAGUGGCUCCUCACUCUCUGGAGGGGCCAUUGCUGGCAUUCUGAUUGUAGUCUUCACUGGAGUGGCUCUCAUUGGGGUCCUCAUCUACUUGCUGUUCUUUAGGGAGACUGGAAAGUCAGAGCUGGCGAUAGCUCACCUAACAGGCUGGUCCACACUACAGCUCUCCAUUCCUAAUGUUUCUCUGAAGCACUCUGGAACCUAUACCUGUAAUGCAUCUAACUCAGUCAGUGGCUUAUUUACUACCAAAAAUAUUAACCUCACUGUCUAUGAGAAUCUUGCCAAACCUAACAUUUCUGUCAAAGGCACCAACAUCAGAGAGAAUGAUUCUUUGGUCCUGACAUGUAGCACUAAAAAUGAGGGGCUAAGCAUUCUGUGGUUCUUCAAUAACAAGCCCCUGUCACUCAAUGAGAGGAUGAAUAGAUCUGAGAAUAACCAGACCCUCACCAUCAGGAGUGUGAAAAGGAAGGAUACUGGGUCCUAUCAGUGUGAAGUCUGGAAUCACAUAAUUACCAAAAGAAGUGACCCCCUCAAAGUAACCGUGAACUAUGGACCUGACCACAUCAAGAUUCUUCCAAACUCUGAGAGUGAGGAGAUUAAGGUCAAAUUCAAUGACUCACUGACCUUAGAGUGUCAGGCUCUAUCUUAUCCCCCUGCCAAGUAUGAAUGGCAUAUCAAUGACAAUAUGGAGUUUAAACCCUCAGGAAACACUUACAAAAUCACCAGUGCAUCUUGGGAACAUUCAGGAAAGUAUACAUGUUUGGCAAGGAACAGCAUGACCAACUUAUCCAUCUCUAAGGAUAUCACAAUCAAGGUGGUUGGCAUGUCUCCAGGAAGAGGUAAUGGCCCCUCACUCUUUGGAGGGGCCAUUGCUGCCAUUGUGAUUGGUGUCCUAGCUGGAGUGGCUCUCAUCGGGACUCUCAUCUAUUUCCUGUUUUUCAGAAAGAGUGGAAGGUAG
Dromiciops gliroides (monito del monte) is the source of this 2228-nucleotide messenger RNA. RefSeq names its product carcinoembryonic antigen-related cell adhesion molecule 2-like. The record is from RefSeq and is a predicted model, not a curated record. The coding region runs from base 225 to 2228 and encodes 667 amino acids. NCBI's taxonomy places the organism in Eukaryota, Metazoa, Chordata, Mammalia, Microbiotheria, Microbiotheriidae. The transcript has 13 exons.